This is a messenger RNA of Ictalurus punctatus (channel catfish), 921 nucleotides long. RefSeq names its product axin-1. The transcript has 4 exons. Gene Ontology annotation, biological process: negative regulation of canonical Wnt signaling pathway. Lineage: Eukaryota; Metazoa; Chordata; Actinopteri; Siluriformes; Ictaluridae. Bases 27 to 677 code for a protein of 216 amino acids. The record is from RefSeq and is a predicted model, not a curated record.
GUGUGUGUAUAUAGAGUAUACACCACAUGCCAAAGGAUGUCCACACAGAGCCGCAUAAGUUUGCCGCUGAUCUGAUCAGCCGUCUGGAGCUCAUUCAGAAGGAGAGAGAGAACUGGAGACAAGUGGAGGAACAUCAACACCCAAUCUACACGCAGGAAGACGAUGAUGCUGAGGUUUCCAUAGGGUCCUCCAUUUGCCCCACCCACGUCAUCCCUGCCCAUCAUGGCUCCUCCCACUCCACAGCUCAGAAUCCUGAGAUCAUCCUGGAUGAACGUGGUCAGAGUGGCAUAAGGACACCCAGCUGGAGUUCUCCUACAAUACACACACACUCACACACCUGCCCCAAGCACAGUGACACCUGGCAUCAUACAGACAUGGCGGGAACCAAUCAGAGUGAAGCUCUGGCUUACAGGAGGAAGUGUGUGUGUGAGAGCAUGAUGGUGGCGUAUUAUUUCUGCGGAGAGCCGAUUCCGUACCGAACCACGGUUACAGGCAGAGUGGUCACACUAGGGCACUUCAGAGAGCUGCUCAGUAAGAAGGGAGCCUACAGGUUCUUCUUUAAGAAAGCGAGCGACGAGUUUGAGUGCGGUGUUGUUUAUGAGGAGGUGCGUGAGGAAGACGCCGUCCUGCCCGUGUUUGAGGGCAGAAUCACCGGGAAGGUGGAGAAAAUCUACUGACCCUCUUUAUCUAUCGUCUGUGUGUGUGUGUGUGUGUGUGUGUGUGUGUUUUGUUUUAAAUCUCUAUAUUUUUGAUAAUGCAUUAUAAACUCACACUGUGUAUUUUAAUGUUUCAUGACUCUGAGAGUUUUAUUUUAUUGACUAUAUUUUUGUAAAUGUAUUUAUUGUAUAUUAUUAAUGUGAGUUCUGAUCUUUGGACUUCCACUAGAUUUACCCUCACUGAUGAUUAAUUCUGUUGAGAUUU